AUCACCAUCGCCAGAAUUCCAGCUUGAUUGCAUGCUUUCUCACUCGGUCGCACGCUCGCUGAUUUGUGGGUGGGUGUGUGCAUGUGUCUGUGUGUGUGGGUGGCCUCACUCGGUCGCUCGCUCCCUGAUGUGUGGGUGAGUGUGUGCAUGCGUGUGUUUUGUGCAGAUAUUUCUGUUUGUGUGUGUUUGUGUGUGUGGGUGGCCAAGCUCAGGCAGGAAUUGGCACAGUGGUCGAUAAGUUGGAAUAAGUGGAUUCUAGCUUCAGCUACACUUGUAGUUGUCGAUGUGGGUCACCGAGGUGGUUCAGUUGUAGAAUGAAGAUCCCGAGCCAGAGCUGGGUUGUUACGGAAUCCAGGUGAACAAGUUGCAGAUCGAUCUAGAUUUUCGGAGCGAAGGAGGGAUGGAAGGGGAACACCCGCCGGGUCAUAAUGCUCUUGGCAUGGCUCGGACGCUGUGUCUAGAGCUGGAGUCUGUUUGUAUUGAGCGCUGGUGGAGUCCCUGAUCAGAUUGCCACAAUGGGGAGAGGGGUUAGUUAACCCGGAUUUGGAGUUGUCUGUGUGGGGGAGUUCACUAUGGUAAGGAUUCUAGCUAGAAGAGCCCGAGAGUAGGAAUUGAAUCCUGGAGGAUCCCUGAUCUGGUUUAAAAUUGGGUUUUUGCUUGCCUCCGCUAUCUUGAAUGCGCCGCUUGAAAGCUGCUGUUGUUGUCGAUUGAUGAGGAGCAUGAACCGGGACGAUCUUUAGCCUCGUGUGGGGGUGAUGCACUUGAGUUGGAUCACGCACUCUUCUUCGUCCUGCGUUCUGUUGUGGGUUUUCUUCAUGCGUGCUGGCGCGUGCUUGGGUUGUAAUCGGUUUGGAACGACCUUAGACACGGGGCUGUCAUCAAUGUGUCUCUCCACGACUGCUUUCAGUGCUGUCUGUGUUCAGAGCCAAGGGGUUGGUAGUUGCCAAACAGCCUUGUUGAUGCCCAAUUUCUGUAGCGAGUGCGUUGUGAAAGCCUGCGGAGUUAGUGCAUCGUCUGCGGCAUGGAAAUGUCUCCGCUUCGCAUUUGACCUUGGGUUCGGGUCGAUUACGCACACAGUCUGCUAGUGGAAUGCCGAUUGAGCGAGAUUCUCAAUCCCGGCGAUGAGAGGAUCCACUUCAAACCCGUUUUCAGUGGCCACGUUGUAACCGGAGCCUCGGGUUUGAUAUGAUCAGAGUUUGGUGGUUUUGGUCUUGCUCAUCGAUAUAAAUCCUUCAGAGGUGAUUUCCUUAGCGGUAUGGCUCUGACUUGCGGUUUUGUAGCACUGAAAUAUUGGAAUGGCACAUGAGGUUGACCCAUGAACCUCGGGGUGAGGAUUCGAAGAAGCUCUCAUAAAGAGGGCGUGAAGACUAGGAUUUGAAAAACAUGAAGAGGUAUGCGAGGCUUCGGCAGGAUUGUGCGGAAUGUGACAAUGUGUUGUACAAUGGGAGUCCGGAGGAUUACUCUGUCGACUAUGACAUUGCGCAGUCUCCGUGGAGGAUAUCAGAGAGAUCUGCCUUGCCUCAACGAGACUCCUCGCCCAAUGUGCGGCCCACGCAGCCUGCGAGCUCAUCCGCAGCUGGCCCGCCUUUCCCCAACUAUUUGACCGAAGCUUUCAAAAUGCUGGCCGCGCCUCAAGAUGACGGGUCGAGGAGAUUUAGCGAGCAGUGUGAAGUUGGGGCUGCUAAUGACGAUAUCCGGUCACGAUCUUCGAGUGAGAGGUGGCCCAACGAUGCACAGGACGACGAGUGUGAUUCCCAGGGUCCUAAAGGAAGUGGGCGAUGGGGGUCAGCGGAAACGGCGUCCUUGUGUGCGCGGUGGGGCUCAGUGAGCACAAACGAUCAGUGGGACGAGGCUGAACAGGGUAUGGACUCCUUCCGUGAUCCUCUCUCCCCAUCUCCAUCGAGUAGACUGUCGCAGGAGGAGAAGCCGCGGACAGGUUCAACCACUGCACCUUCACAUUCAGCGUCCAUCGAGAGAAAACCUUCGCUGCGAAACGCUCCCAGUCAAGAGUGGCUAAACGCGCUCACGGGUCACGCAUCUCCAACAUCUCGUCCGACAGUCCACGCUUUUCCAGACAACGGUAACAACCAUCUGCACGUCACCCCUCCGUCAGUUCAACGAGACUCCUUCCUGCGAGAGACGCAGGGAUGGCUAACAUCCGUCAUACGCCCCUUGCAAUCACGAAAACACAACCCAUGGGAGGAUCCCAGCGAGUUCAACUGGAGAGCCGCAGCGACAUUAACAACAACCACCAUCCACCACCACAACAACACCAUCAGAUUCUCCCACGGGCAGACGACGACAUCCACUGACUGGUUCCCAAUCCAUGAGAUACAACCGCCUGAAGUCAUCAGACUUACUGACAAGCUCCGGCGGCGAAACAGGAUUCAACGACGGUGAUCACCACCACAUCCACCCCGUAAUUAAGAAAGCAGCAUCUAUGCGAGAGCACAGGCUCCAUGGGGGUACUACAACGGCCAUAGCAAGAGCAUGCAGUGAGAAGUAUGGGGUGAGGCAAGCAAUCCUGGAUUGUGUUUCCUGUGGGCGAGCCUCACCACCCAUUGUGCAAGACUAUUCCUGCCGCCAGCACGGUGUCGGUGACUGGACCCGCAGUGCAAGCACCAGAUCCGACUGCACCAACUCCAAGCGCAAAGGGGUGAUGCAUUUCUGCCGCCAGUUUAUACGCAUUGGGAAGAAGCUGGACAAAACGAGUUGAAGGCAUAUGAGGGCGGGGAUCUCACUCACUCACUGGCUCACUCGCUCACUCUCAUCGUGAACUUGUGGCGUGGAUCCGAGCGAUGGCUCCUCGCACAACAACCAUGUCGGUAGCACAAAAAUGCACACUGGAAAAACCACAGCUUUGCACAGCUUGCUCGUGUUCUAAAUCGUUCACGCUUGUGUGCUGAAUCUGUGUGUGUAGCUCGGUUGGAUUGAGAUGGGUGCAUCCUCAUGAUUUGAGCAUCAGUUUACGUCGAUGGAUUCUCAGUUUGCAUCGAAUUCUUCGUCAUGGAACAGCUCAGUGUCAAGAAUUGAGUGACUCUGGCUGUGGACUCUGGCCUUUUUGGACAUGUCGGGAGUCGGUGCAUUCCAAGGCCUCCGAUGUGAUGCAUGAAGGUUGCCUUGUGUGAAAAUUGAUUUACAAUUUCCACUAAGAAAAUGGACAUUUCAUUGCAGGUUCUAUA
This is a messenger RNA of Physcomitrium patens, 3182 nucleotides long. RefSeq lists its product as uncharacterized. Lineage: Eukaryota; Viridiplantae; Streptophyta; Bryopsida; Funariales; Funariaceae. The record is from RefSeq and is a predicted model, not a curated record.